AUGCAUCCACUCGCUCUCCUUUGUGUACUUGUGACGGUCUCCGUCACCUGUGCUCAGCCUCAACUCCCCCAUGCCUCCUCAGAGAUGGUGGACCUUAUUAACAAAGCCAACACCAACUGGACGGCCGGGCAUAACUUCCAUAACAAUGAUACCAGACAUCUGAAGAGACUGUGUAGGACUAUUCUGAAUGGACCCAAGCUGCUAGAGGUGAUUCACAGUACUGAAGGCAUAAAGCUUCCGGACAGCUUUGACGCACGCCAGCAGUGGCCCAAAUGUCCCACAAUCCAACAGAUCAGAGACCAGGGACCAUGCGGGUCCUGCUGGGCCUUUGGGGCAGCUGAGGCGAUAUCCGACAGGUUAUGUAUCCACAGCAAUGGUCAGAUCUCUUUGGAGAUCUCUGCCGAAGAUCUGCUGUCCUGCUGUGAUGAAUGUGGCAUGGGCUGUUUUGGUGGUUACCCAUCGACUGCUUGGGAGUUCUGGGUGAAGAAAGGGCUUGUGACAGGAGGCCUGUAUGACUCCAAAGUUGGCUGCCGACCCUACAGCAUCGCUGCCUGUAAGCAUCACGUGAAUGGGACUCGUCCUCCGUGUAAGGGUAAACGGGAGACCCCGAAGUGUGUGGAGAUGUGCAUUGAUGGAUACUCACCAUCCUAUCAGAAGGACAAACACUUCGGUAAACGCAUAUACAGCGUCCCGUCCCAACAGGAGCAGAUCAUGAUAGAGCUGUACAAGAACGGGCCUGUGGAGGCAGCUUUCUCUGCAUACGCAGACUUUAUGCUGUACAAGACCGGUGUGUACCAGCAUGUGACAGGACAGAUGGUCGGCGGUCAUGCCAUCAAGAUCCUCGGCUGGGGAGAGGAGAAUGGGACGCCCUACUGGCUCGCUGCAAACUCCUGGAACAGUGACUGGGGAGAUAAAGGUUUCUUUAAGAUCAAGCGUGGAAAUAAUGAGUGUGGUAUUGAGUCGGAGGUGGUCGCAGGAAUCCCACUUUAACUAGAUUAAAUGAGUCCUGGCUGC
This is a messenger RNA of Cottoperca gobio, 1014 nucleotides long. It is a transcript of the gene ctsbb, whose product is annotated as cathepsin Bb. The record is from RefSeq and is a predicted model, not a curated record. Gene Ontology annotation, molecular function: cysteine-type endopeptidase activity. NCBI's taxonomy places the organism in Eukaryota, Metazoa, Chordata, Actinopteri, Perciformes, Bovichtidae. Bases 1 to 990 code for a protein of 329 amino acids. Gene Ontology annotation, biological process: proteolysis; regulation of catalytic activity. The transcript has 9 exons.